This is a messenger RNA of Oppiella nova, 438 nucleotides long. The record is from the annotation of a GenBank genome assembly. Lineage: Eukaryota; Metazoa; Arthropoda; Arachnida; Sarcoptiformes; Oppiidae.
AUGGACGCGUGGGUCGAAAAGGACAUGGCUUACAUCAAAAUGGAGUUGUGUUCACACAUCAGCGGAAGCCAUGAGUUUAACCGAAUCAUUCACAGAGACUUAAAACCCGACAAUAUAUUACUCACACAUACCGUAACCAACGGCCGGUUCUUCAAGUUAUGCGACUUUGGGUUAGCCGUACUCCACGAGGGGACAGGCAGUCAGCAUACGGGAGGUGUGGGUACUCUGAGAUAUAUGGCACCGGAGGUUAAACUUAAUGCUAAAUACACGACAAAAGCCGAUGUCUAUAGUCUGGCAGUCAUUGCAUACGAAUUGGAAAAUGACCUGGAAAUAUAUUCAUCAAGCUCAUUUUACGAUCAACGCCUAUUUCUGGAGUGUAUGUUGGAGUCAAUGAUGCAAACAAUGUCCAUCCGUAGGCCAGGCUGUCCACAAAAAUAA